This is a messenger RNA of Eruca vesicaria subsp. sativa (arugula), 948 nucleotides long. Lineage: Eukaryota; Viridiplantae; Streptophyta; Magnoliopsida; Brassicales; Brassicaceae. The record is from the annotation of a GenBank genome assembly.
GAAAAUUUGAUUUUGUUUUUACUUAACAGAAAUCCACGUGCGUCAAAAACCCUAAUCCCAAACUCUGUCAAAUUUUUGAAACAAACCCCCCAACUCUCCGUCGCUCUCAAAAAUGUCAAAAACCCUAAUCCCCCACGGAAGAUCCCUCCUCCGUCGUCUCAACGAGCUGACGUUGAGGACAACGACGGCGCCAAACCUCGAAUGUUUCAACCGCCGUGCCUAUGCAUCAAAACCGCACCACACCGAAAUCGACCUCGAUCCGACCUCUAAAGCUGAAGCCGAACGCAAGAGCCUGAACGAGUAUUUUCAGAAGAUCGCCGUUAAGAAGUCGACUCCUGAUUGGCUCCCUUUCGCACCAGGCUCCUCUUUCUGGGUCCCCCCGCAUCAGAAAACAGCCGCGAAGGUGGCUUAUAUGAUGAACAUGGUGACGAAUCCGUUGACGAAGGAGGAAGCUUUCUCUCUGUCGUCUUCUUCUGGCUGGCCCUGUUCCUCUUUCUUCAUUCCUCCAAAUGAUGAGAAGGUAGAAGGUAGCAUGGAGUUGAACAUUCCGGGGGAGCUAGCUCAUAUUCUAAAUCCCAUUUAUUCAUUUAAACAUGUCGACGAUGAAGAGUGAUUUUACAAGUUCUAGCUCGGUGAUCAAGUCCAUUUCCUGAUGCGUGGAAAGACAGAUGAUUCCCCGAGACUGAUGAGGUUAAGUAUUUGUAAAUACAGUAGCAAACCAUGGAGUUCUAUGGUGGGUGUUUGGCCUGUCUUUGUGAACUUUAUUUAUAAAGCAAUGAAUCUUCAUUAACUGCUAAUAAAAGCUGGUCGGAUUGGUACUUACCUGCACUACAUGGUUUCAUCGUGAAUGAUUAUUCUGAUCAAACUCAGAUGAGUUUGCAUAUGUUACAAGAUUGAUUCAUAAGAAUCUGUCACUACAAUAAACAGGACAAUACAUCUUUACCUUUG